This is a messenger RNA of Mucor velutinosus, 441 nucleotides long. RefSeq lists its product as uncharacterized. NCBI's taxonomy places the organism in Eukaryota, Fungi, Mucoromycota, Mucoromycetes, Mucorales, Mucoraceae. Bases 1 to 441 code for a protein of 146 amino acids. The transcript has 4 exons. Gene Ontology annotation, cellular component: ribosome; mitochondrial large ribosomal subunit. Gene Ontology annotation, molecular function: structural constituent of ribosome; mRNA binding. Gene Ontology annotation, biological process: translation; negative regulation of translation. The record is from RefSeq and is a predicted model, not a curated record.
AUGUCUCAAGCUAUUGGAAAUACCGCUCUUGCCUAUGCCCGUGUAUGGCAUGUUGUUGAUGCUAAACAAAGAGUGAUGGGUCGUUUAGCAACCAACAUUGCAACUACUUUGAUGGGAAAGCACAAGCCUAUCUAUGACCCUGCUGCUGAUUGUGGAGACUACGUUGUCGUUUUGAACGCAAAGGACAUUUUAGUUUCUGGAAAAAAGGCCGAACAAAAGUUAUAUCGUCACCAUACUAUGCACCCUGGUGGAUUGAAGGAAAUCACAUUUGAAAACUUACAAGCAAAGGACGCAACAGAGCCUCUCCGUAAAGCAGUUUCUGGCAUGUUACCAAAAAAUAAGCUUCGUCAAGUGCGUAUGGAUCGUUUAAAGAUUUUUGAAGGAAGCGAACAUCCCUAUGAAGCCAAUAUUAUCAAGCAACACGGUGUUACCAAUGAAUAG